GCCCUUCCUCUGGUAGUUCAGCCGCAGGAGGAGGGACGGCUGCUUCCAGAAGCUCUGCUUGGAGUCUGUUAUAUACAUAUGUAUAUAUUUAAAUUGGAGAGUGAGCAGUAUAAACGGGACGAGGGGUGUGCUUUCCCCCCACUCCUUUCUUCCGUCCCGUAUUUUGCUGCUUCGGUGCGCCCCUAGAAAGGAUCCGCGAUCAGAGACAGUUGCCUGAAUUCAUCAGGAUGCACAGAACCACCAGGAUAAAAAUCACAGAGCUGAACCCUCACUUAAUGUGUGCCUUAUGUGGAGGCUAUUUUAUAGAUGCCACAACUAUUGUGGAAUGCUUACAUUCAUUUUGUAAAACCUGCAUUGUCCAUUACCUGGAAACCAACAAAUACUGCCCAAUGUGUGAUGUACAAGUUCAUAAAACAAGGCCUCUUCUCAGUAUCAGAUCAGAUAAAACUCUACAGGAUAUAGUAUAUAAGCUGGUGCCAGGACUCUUCAAAGAUGAAAUGAAGAGGCGACGUGAUUUUUAUGCAGCAUAUCCCCUGGCAGACGUUCCCAAUGGAUCCAAUGAAGACAGGGGUGAAGUUUCAGAACAGGAGAAAGGGAAUCUAACUGAUGAUGAAACUGUCAGCUUAUCCAUAGAAUUCUAUGAAGGAAUCAGAGACGAAAAUAGAGGGACUGUUGAAAAUGGAAACACAGAAAAAGAUAAGAAGAACAGCAUGAGAUUCCUCCGAUGUCCUGCUGCUAUGACUAUCAUGCACCUGGCAAAGUUCCUCCGGAACAAGAUGGAUGUUCCCACCAAAUACAAAGUGGAAGUUCUCUAUGAAGAUGAACCUCUAAAAGAAUAUUACACUCUCAUGGACAUAACUUAUAUCUAUCCUUGGCGAAGGAAUGGUCCUCUCCCACUGAAAUAUCGUGUUCAACCAGCCUGCAAGAGGUUAAAACUGUCUUCUCAGCCUCCCAACUCAGAGUGUACCAACACCAGUGGGGCUUCAGAGUGUGAAUCUGUCAGUGACAAAGCUCAUAGUCCAGCCACCUUGCCAGCUACCACUUCCUCCUCAUUGCCAAGUCCUGUCACACCUUCCCAUGGCUCCCCAAGCUCCAAUAUCACCACUAAAAUGCAGAAUUGCAGUUGAAAGCUGAAGGGAUACAGUGCCUUCGACUGGCAUAACAUCACUAGCCCUUCGUGUGGAGCAGUUUACAUCAUUAAUCACAAUAUGGUGGCCUUGGCUAAGCACUUAGUUGCUGGAAUAAUAUGUCUUGAAGCUUCACCUUUUAUUUAUAUGCCCUUUCUUACACGUGUCAUGAUGUCACUGUUUUCAGAGUACAUCUUUGCUCUGGUUUUAAAUCUUUUCAGUCUUACAUUUCCCUACCGAACGUUUUGGGGACAGUUUGCACACUAGCAGUUCUUUAUCAGAGAUCUCUUGGCUGUUUGCAGACAUUGGUUCUGAGGACCUGGCUAGAAAUGGGCUAGGGACCAUUCAGAAAAUUGAUUACUUCCAUGUGACUUUCCUAAGCAGAUUUGGCUGACUAAUGUAAUAGGCAAAUGAUUCAUCCAUACAACUCUUCGGCCUUUAUUAGAAAAGUAGUUUUAUAAUCUUGAUAAUUCUUGCUUUUAGAGUUAUGAUACUUGAUAGUGGUAUAAAUUUGUAGUGUAGUAGAACUACCAUAUUAAUUUCCACAAUUUGAAUUCAUGAAAUUCCUGCUGCAAUUCUCAGCAUUCAGUUUAUAGUAUAGUAUAGAUAUUUCUCAAAUUCUGUGGACCUUUGACUGCCUAAAAUAAUUAAUUCAUGGGAUUUCCUCUUCUCCACAAUAAUGUAGUCCCCAACCUACGACCACAGUUGAGCCCAAAAUUUCUGUUGCUAAGCAAGACUGUGAGUUUUGCCCCAUUUUAUGUUUCUUGCCACAGUUGUUAAACGAAUCACUUCAGUUGUGAAGUUAGUAAUAUGAUUUCUAAGUAAAUCUGGCUUCCCCACUGACUUUGCUUGUCACAAAGUCGCAAAAGAGGAUCCCAUGAGCCUGGUUGCACCGCAGCCAUCAUAAAUAUGAACCAGUUGCCAAGCGUCUGAAUUUUGAUCAUAUGAUGCGUCAAUGGUCAUCGGUGUGAAAAAUGGUAAUAAAUCACUUUUUUCAGUCUUGUAACUUUGAACAGUCGCUGAAUAAACUGUUGUAAGUUGAGGACUACCUGUAUUAUUGAUGGUGGUGGAAGCAGCGAUCAUUUUUAUUAGUAGCUACCUAAAACGCUGAGUAUAGUGGUGCAUUCUCUUCCUGGCUUGAAGAGGGCCCCUGACCGUGCAUGUUUUCUCAUCAGUCAUGCACUCUGCUUGGUAUAACUCCUCCCCUCCUGCUUUCCCUAGGAAUUGGAGUUCUGCAAUCUUUGCAUUUCCAGCUUUCCUACUUUUCCACCUUUGGGCAAUCCAGAAAUGUAUAACACACCCCGUUCCCCUGCUCUAAUCCACUUGGUAGUCACAGUGUUAUAAUCAUUGAUUUAACAAGCAGAUGUGUUUGGGGAAUGCCAGAAUUAUUUUAUUCCAGGUUCUUGGAAUGAGAACUAUUUUUUAGUCUUUAUAGAAAUCCAUUCUGCAUUUUUUUAAAAUGUUUGUUUAAUCUUGUAAAUUUGGGUUGGAAAAAUAAAUACAGUGCCUUUCCAAAACAAAUUUUACUAAUAUGCUAAGGUAGUGAAAAGAGAUUUGUGGUUUAAAUUGAUGGGGAUGUGUGGGUGGAAUCUUUGCUUUUGCUAAUUUGUGCUUUAAGACAGCAGAUAGAAAUGCACAGCUUCCAAAGGGAAGAGGUUUCUUCCGCCACUUUCAAUCUUUUCCUUUAGAGAAAAACAUGGUACCUAUAAUUACUCCUCUUCUCCCUCUUCCCAUCUUUUCCCUUCUCUUCCCAGUAGGAAGGGCUAACUAAACACAAGCACAUUUUGUAUUUUUGAAAGUUAAAUCCCAGGGAUUUUGUUUGUUUUUCCUGUAGUUGUUUCUCUGAAAAGCAGCUAUUCGCACAAGUGCAAUCCAUGUUUGGAAAUAAAUUUGCAUGGAUAAGUCAGUUGUACCAGGAGUGUUAGAAAGCAGCUUGCCAUGGGGGCAAAAAGAUGGAAUGGGUCGGAAAAGAAAAGGUGUGUUGAUAGCCUGUGGAGGGUUCCUUUCAGGCCUUUCCUUUUCUAACCUAUACUUGUGAGCCAGAUCAACUGCCAGCACAAGAAAAGCAGUUUUAAACCUGCUCCUACUCUCCAGCUACUAUUUUAAGAGAACUGGUGGAUCUUGCACAACAUGAUGUUUGAAGUAUAGUGUAUUCUUUCCCUUUCGGCUGUUUCUUUAUGGUUGCUCACAGAAUGAGAAGAAAGACUCUCUGCCCUAAGAAGAACCCCCCAAAUUCUCUCUUUUCCACCAGACCCUUCCAGAGGCAAGACUAUAUGGCUGCUUUGCGGUCAAGCUGAUUCUUUCCAUACCUCCUCUUAAUUGUCUCCUUGUUGCUUAUUCUGUCUUCCAAGUAAUGCUGAGCAGUAGCUAUCCUUGAAUUAAUUUUCUUGACUUUUUAAAAUUUAAUGUGUAAAGAAGAGGGGAGUCAAAGUUUUGUGCUUUCAGCAUCAUUUGUGUUAGUGCCAUAAUGUCAAGUGUAAAUGUAUGCAGAGGAAACAUGAUAACAAUGCCAGGCAUAAUCUGUUACUGUGGAAGUGGCAAGUCCCAUGUGAUAUUUAGGGAAAUGGUUUCCGAGCAGGAUGAUUCUAAAAUGAUUCUGUUCACCAGUCCGGUCCAGUCCUUUUUAAAAUAUUUUUAGAAGAACCACCUUUUGUUACCCUAGCAUAACUUUCUGGCAAAUUGUUUUGCAUCUCUUGCCGCUGAGUUGGUAAACUGGAAAAGGCACUGUCUCUCAUUGGGCUGCAUUUAGUCCUGGGGCUUCCAGUUGCUGUCCUAUAUAUUCGUUAAUGUUUUGUCAAAUCAAGGUACUGAAGACUCAGAAGCGGUCUACAGCCGUUUUCCUGAACCCAGUGUAUUGGAUUAUAUGGUCCCCAGCCAACAUUUUGCUUAUUCUAGUGAUCCUUUCUUCUUAUCCUAUUGGCUGAGAGUGAAUUUGGUACUUCCAGGGCAUUAGGGCAUGUUAAAAAGUUGCUGGACUUGGACAUUGGGAAAGUUUUUCUGUCUUUGUAUAUACUGAAUAAACUGACCAAGGCAAUUAAGAUGCCUAAUGUUUUCUUCCCCUUCACUACUUCCUCUUUUUUGUAUUUUUUUUAAUAUGGUACAAACCAAAUUGCUAUGUAUGUUUGCAAACGUAUAUGAUGUUUUAAUGUGCUGUAAUAUAUUCUGAUAUUCAUAUAUUGUUAUUGGUUAAAACAUUUGUAUCAAUAAAGCAGUUUGUAAAUGGUAAUAAAUGAUACAAUUUUGUCCUUCAA
Molecule: messenger RNA, 4378 nt
Organism: Pseudonaja textilis
Lineage: Eukaryota; Metazoa; Chordata; Lepidosauria; Squamata; Elapidae
Gene: PCGF2
Product: polycomb group ring finger 2
Biological process (GO): negative regulation of transcription by RNA polymerase II
Cellular component (GO): PRC1 complex
Molecular function (GO): metal ion binding; promoter-specific chromatin binding
Source: RefSeq, a predicted model, not a curated record